Talaromyces atroroseus is the source of this 1629-nucleotide messenger RNA. RefSeq lists its product as hypothetical. The transcript is spliced from 5 exons. The record is from RefSeq and is a predicted model, not a curated record. Bases 1 to 1629 code for a protein of 542 amino acids. Gene Ontology annotation, molecular function: monooxygenase activity; heme binding; oxidoreductase activity, acting on paired donors, with incorporation or reduction of molecular oxygen. Lineage: Eukaryota; Fungi; Ascomycota; Eurotiomycetes; Eurotiales; Trichocomaceae.
AUGGCUGUCAGUGGUGCACUUGCACUUGCAAUUGCAGUUGCCGUUGCAGGCAUCGCAUACAUCAUCCUGACCGUAGGCAGCAGAGAUGCAUGCCUGCCACCUGGGCCCCCAACGCUCCCAAUCAUCGGAAAUGCUCAUCAGAUUCCAAGGAGACGCGCGCAUCUCAAAUACACAGAAUUCGCAAAGAUUUACGGUGGCCUGUACACAAUCAAAGUCGGCAACAGCACGCUAGCCGUAAUCACUGACAGACGAAUCGCGCGAGAGUUGUUCGAAGAAAAGGGCUCCGUUGCCAGCAACAGGCCUGCUUCAUACAUCGUGCAGGAGAUUGUCAGCCAGCGAGAUCAUCUUCUGACUCUCCAAUAUGGUCCCACCUGGCGAGUACAGCGCAAGUUGAUUCAUCAAUGCUUUAUGGAAUCCAUGUGUGAUAAACACCAUGUCCAUCUGCAGCAUGCUGAAGGCGUUCAGAUGCUCAGAGACUUUGUUGCUGCGCCUGAGGAUUACAUGCUUCAUCCGAGGAGGUACAGUAAUAGCAUUCUCACUAGCAUCGUGUACGGCGUGCGGAUCCCUUCUAUUCGUUCAACCUACAUGGACCGACUAUACGAAAUGCUAGAUGAGUUCACAGCCUUGCUAGAACUAGGAGCCACCCCUCCAGUCGAUUUCUUCCCAUUCCUGAAAUACAUCCCCGAACGGUUCCUAGGGAAAUGGAUCACCAAAGCCACCCACGUCAAAGACAUAAUGGAAUCAUUACACGAAACAAUGCUCCAACACGUCAUCAACCGUCGAACCAAACUCGGCAGCAGCAAGGAUACAUUCGUCGACAACCUCCUCAAGGACAAUGAAAAACUAGGCUUCAGCCAUCACCAACUAUCCUUCCUCGCUGGCGGUCUUGUCGAAGGUGGCUCAGAGACUCCUGCAGCGCUUAUCAUCUCGUUCAUUCAGGCCAUGACCAAAUGGCCCGAGAUCCAGAAAAGGGCACACUCGGAAAUCGACUCAGUCAUUGGCGAGGGCCGCACUCCAACCUGGGCCGAUUAUAGUCGUCUCCCAUAUGUCGCCGCUAUUGUCAAGGAGUGCGUGAGAUGGAGGCCUGUGGCGCCUUUGGGCAUGCCGCAUCUUCUUGACCAAGCGCCAGAUGAAUGGAUAAACGGGCACUUCCUCCCCAAAAACACCAUCCUAAUCCUCAACAUCUGGGGCCUCAACCACGACCCAACCAAAUACCCAAACCCGCACCUCUUCGACCCAACCCGCUUCGAAGACAGAACGCUACCAGCAUCCGAAUACGCAAACAACGGCGGCGCCGACUACAACAACCGCGAUCACUACAGCUACGGAGCCGGCCGCCGCCUCUGCACGGGCAUUCACCUCGCCGAACGCGACCUUUUUAUAGCCAUGUCAAUGCUGCUCUGGGCCUUUGCGUUUGAGCAGCCCGUAAUUGACCCUAUAAGCGGGGAGCGGAGUGAGCCUGACGUCGAUCCGGAUACAGGCUAUAUUGAAGGGUUGGUUGCUUGUCCAAAGCCGUUUCCGUGCACGGUGAGGCUGCGCUCCGAGGCGAGGAAGGAGACUAUUAUGCGCGAGUUUGCGGAGGCUGAAGUUGAUGUUUUUGCAAAGUAUGAUGAUAAAAUUGCUGUGUGA